Molecule: messenger RNA, 1678 nt
Organism: Cercospora beticola
Lineage: Eukaryota; Fungi; Ascomycota; Dothideomycetes; Mycosphaerellales; Mycosphaerellaceae
Gene: CYP8
Product: PPIL2 family peptidylprolyl isomerase
Biological process (GO): protein folding; protein polyubiquitination; protein peptidyl-prolyl isomerization
Cellular component (GO): catalytic step 2 spliceosome
Molecular function (GO): peptidyl-prolyl cis-trans isomerase activity; ubiquitin protein ligase activity
Source: RefSeq, a predicted model, not a curated record
AGGAACCGAUAAGCUGUACAUCACCCACUCCGAAUGGUCGAGUGAAGAUGCCUUCGGCGCGAGCGCUGGCGCAAACGCACGAAGAUCUGCAAACUCUGGAGCAGGCGCCAGCUUCAAGCGACUCCCCUUCAACUUCUGCGCGGUAUCAUUACAGCCCUUCGAGCAUCCUGUAUGCACCGCAGAUGGCACGAUCUUCGACCUGACGAACAUAUUACCCUGGAUCAAAAAGCAUGGCACGAACCCGGUGAAUGGACAGCCGUUGAAGAGCUCGGAUCUUAUCAAAUUGAACUUUACGAAGAAUGAAGAGGGCGAAUAUGUCGAUCCUGUUACGUUCAAGGUCAUAACCGAUAACACCCAUCUAAUCGCAAUCAAGAGCACGGGCAAUGUAUUCAGCUACGACACAGUACAGAGACUCAACGUCAAAGCGAAGAAUUGGCGAGAUCUGGUCAGCGACGAGGAAUUCACGAGAGCCGACAUUAUCACCUUGCAGGAUCCACAGAACCUGGAAUCACGAAAUCUGAGCGACUUCAAGUACCUGAAAGAAGGACAGAGUACUCUAACGGCUGAGCAGGAAGCUGAGAGGAGCGCCGGCGUGAACAAUCAGAAUCUGGGAAGCGCGGCGAAGAUACUCAAGGCGAAAGAGGCAGUUGCGAAGGCCAGGGCUGAACGAGAAAAGGCAGCAAAUGGUUCAGCAGAAUCGCAAGCGCUUGCAAAUGCAAGAAAGGCACAUGCAGAAGUCUCAAAGUCCUCGCGGACGGCGAAGCCAGUACCUCAUAACGCAGCUCGUUAUACUACCGGUGCUGCUGCGGCCGCCUUCACCAGCACUGGCCUGACACCUUCCACCGAUACCUCGCGAGCGAUCAUGUCCGACGAAGAGUACAUGCUCAAGCCGAAACGCGUCAAGCAGAAAGGCUAUGUACGAAUGACCACGAAUCACGGUGCUAUGAACAUUGAGCUCUACCCAGAACACGCACCGAAAGCAGUAUGGAACUUUAUUCAACUAUCGAAACGCGGGUAUUACAAUGGGGUGAAAUUCCAUAGGAACAUCCAACGCUUCAUGAUACAAGGCGGUGAUCCAUCCGGCACAGGGCGAGGAGGGCAAAGCUGCUGGGGCAAGACUUUCACGGAUGAGCUGGAAGGACCACUCAAGCAUGAUGGGCGGGGAGUGCUCUCAAUGGCCAACAAGGGGAAAGAUACGAAUACGAGCCAAUUCUUUAUCUUGUACCGACAAGCACCACACCUCAACCUGAAGCACACGAUAUUUGGGAGGGUGGUCGAGGGUCUAGAAGUACUGGAUCGCCUAGAGAGCAUCGAAGUGGACGACGGCAAACGACCCCUCGAGGACUGCACCAUCCAAGACAUGGCUGUCCUCAUUGACCCAUUCGAGGACUUCUUAAAAGAACGAGACGAAAAGGAAGCAGCCGAGGCACGCAAGGAAAGACUCAGGCAAGAAGGCGGUGCGGCGGAUGAGCAGACCACGUGGACAGGGAAACGCAUACGAGCGGAUGGCAAAGUAGAGGAUGCCGGAAGUGCCGCUGGCGUGGGCAAGUAUCUCAAGCAAGCAGGCGCCCCGGUAGAGGAGGAUGAAAUUGUCGGAGAGUGGGACGAGUCCGAGAUGGCACCUCCGACCAAGAAGGCGAAGAAGGGCGGCGGAUUUGGCGAUUUCAGUGCGUGGUAG